Hippoglossus stenolepis (Pacific halibut) is the source of this 2587-nucleotide messenger RNA. It is a transcript of the gene mrgbp, whose product is annotated as MRG/MORF4L binding protein. Gene Ontology annotation, biological process: regulation of transcription by RNA polymerase II. Gene Ontology annotation, cellular component: NuA4 histone acetyltransferase complex; nucleus. The transcript is spliced from 5 exons. Bases 84 to 719 code for a protein of 211 amino acids. NCBI's taxonomy places the organism in Eukaryota, Metazoa, Chordata, Actinopteri, Pleuronectiformes, Pleuronectidae. The record is from RefSeq and is a predicted model, not a curated record.
CGUACUUCCGGCGGUGGGUCAGGCGGAACAAAGGUUCUGGUAUCGAACUCGUCUCUGCUCCGUGUGGUUCCUCCGCGCUGAAGAUGGGGGAGGCGGACGUGACGCUGAAUCAGACCGAUGAGAAGCCCCCGGACUCGGCGCUGGUCCCCGGGGAGGACUCGGUGGUGUGGAGCCACGAGGUGGAGGUCUGUCUGUUCCACGCGAUGAUCGGACACAAGCCCGUGGGUGUGAACCGUCACUUCCACAUGAUCUGCAUCCGAGACAAGUUCAGUCAAAACAUCGGACGCCAGGUCUCCUCCUCUGUCAUCUGGGACCAUCUGGGGACCAUGUACGACAUGCAGGCUCUGCACGAGUCGGAGAUUUUACCAUUUCCAAACACAGAGAAGAGUUUCUCUCUGCCUGAUGACAUCAUCCAGGAAGUGAAAGAAGGGAAGCUGGGCUCCGAGGAGGAGAGCAGAGAUGAGUUCAGGAUGGAGAGAGAACCUCCAGCGACACAUGAAGAAGGCAGUAACUCGUCGGUGAAGAUGUCCGAGCGAACGAGCAGCAGCCGGGACAAGGAGAGAGAGCGAGACAAGGAGAAAGGAGGGAGCGAAGGAGGGGGAGGUGGAGGAGGAGGAGCGAAGGAGGCGGAGAAGAGGAAGAGGAGCCGUGCGGCUGAGAAACUGCUGUCGUCUUCCAACCCUGCGAGUCCGGGAGGAGUAAAGAGGAGACGCACCUGAGGGACGGACGGAGAGAGAGAGACAGGACAAGGGGGGAGGGGUGAAGGAUGAAAAAUGAACAAGUGAAGACGAAGAAGGUGGCGUCAAACCUGUGAGCUUUGUGUCACGUGACCAUCUGCGGCCCGGUCGCCGUGCCGCCGACAUUAGUGACGUCGUCACGCAGAGAAAAAACAACCAUGAACGCCUGUUCUCGCUCCGUGGCCUCUGAUUGGCUGAUUCAUCGCCCUUCACAGUUUUCCAUCAUGUGAUCAGAGUGGGAGGAAGUGACACGUGUGGACGUCGCAGCUCUUGAUUUUUUUAUUUGUGUUUUUAUUAUAUUGUUGUUUUAGAGAAGAAGAGUUGUUUUAAAGUCAGUUUUGUUUUUUAGUUUCCAUUCGAUUCACUCGAAGCAUUAACUGAAUGGACGUCGUCAGCUGAUGAAAUACAAAGAACGUAAAUCGUCAAAAACAGAGUAAGCAAACGUCAGAGUCGUCUCGACGUGGUUUAAAUUUCACACAAUAAUUAAAUUGCUGAUAAUUCAAACAUUUUAGGUUGAAUAUAAACGUCUGUCGCGCUCUGAAACAUUUUAAUUUGUCCGUGUGUGGUCGGGGUUUACGUCAUGUGAAGGUUGUGACGUCGAUCUGAAGGUCGAUGAAACCUUUGAUUCUCCACGAUGAGCUUCAGCCUCCGAGCGACGUCACAACGUGUUUUUUAUUUCACACUUUCUUCUCGGGUCAGAACCUCGUGCCUACGUUACCCAGUGUGCAGUUCUGCUGUUAUCUUAGUACUGAUGUAUCCUGAAGCUUCUGUCAGACGCCACGUCAUCGACUGAAAAUAAAGAUGGACGACACAUCUCCACUUCCUCUCACUGUCCAGAAAUGAAGCCAAAAUAUCUCAGAAACGAACGCUGCCAUCUUUGGCAAAAAUGUAUUUAACGUUGACUUUUUAUUUUUUUGGUCCGUGUCCCAUCUGCUAACAUGGUGAAGGCAGGGUUAAUGACCUACACUGCUGCCAGCCACCAGGGGGUGUUUAAGGGGAUUUGGCUUCACUUUUAUAGAGCUGUCACGUCGUCCAUCUUUAUUUACACACAUCUCCAGAGAUGCUGAAGUCGCCUGGAGACGAGACGUGUGUGAAUGGCGUCAACAGACUUGUUCACGUCAUCAUCGGUCACAGACCUGAACGCAUAUGGACAGACGUACGACAGACGUACGACAGACGUACGACAGACGUACAACAGACAUACGCGCAAUCAGAGCAACGACACGCCUGAUGUAGCGUUUAGCGAUAGAAAAUGUAUCUUCCAGUUUGUUUGAUACUCUCGUAACAGACCUCCAUAUCGACAGCAGCCAUCUUGGUCGUUCUAGAAAACCGUUGAGUGACGCUCGUCCGUCAGUCAUCGUAUCAAACCCUCAUAGAUAAAUGGUUGUGAUUAGUCUCAGUGAAGAGUUGCUGUUUCUUUCCCUGGGUUUUGUCGGUCUGUGAAGUUGUGGCUGUACCUGCAGACAAAGCUGAGGGCUGAGACGUGUCCUGUCGCCUCCUGUGUUAAAAGCAUCUUUGAAUCUGUUGAGAUUUUCUGGUGGAAUCCGAGCGUCGGUGGAGAAGAUCACAGCAGCUUCAUACAAACAUGUUGAACCUCUGAAGCUUCACGUCAUGAAGAUGUGUGACUGUUCAGUCUGAUGCACGUUGUGUCAGACACCAGAGACGAGUCUCUUCUGUGCAGAUGAAUUCAAGUGUUGACGGAUAUAAACGGCGUCAGUGAGCAGAAGACUCUCUGAUCAAUAUUCUUUAAAAAGCUGAAGGUCUCUUUUUUUUAAACGACAUGUUAUUUAUUGAUGGAUGAUGAGCUCAUACAUGAGUCUGUUUGUGUCAUUAAAGCUGAACUCAGAUCA